GGGCUAGAGUACGGCUGAUGACUGAUGACGCUAGCGCAAUUCCUGCAGAUCAUCCUCGCUUCUGUUUCAUGCACAGACAUCCCAACCUCCUUUCCCAUCUACCACUCCCACUAUUCCCACCACUUGCCCAGCUACUGCCGGGCUAGAAGCAGGCCACGAAACAGCAGCAGCAGCCACAACCACCGCCCAGCACGCAUCCCGCUAGUCUGCCCCUACGUAAAUAACCGGCGCGCUCAAGUCUCGUUCCUCCCGGCAACGCCCCGCCAAGUUCUAAAACGAUCCAAUCCUUCUCUCAGUCCUUCCUGCCCGACCUUCUUCCUCACAUCCUUCCUUCCAGGCCGCCCUUUCUUCCUUCCUCUCUUUUCUGCCCUCCUUCCCCGCAUCGCGUUCGCCACCCGCAACAUUAUCACGCAGCGAGCAGCGACCGAUAGCGAUACUCGCGCGCAGCAUCACCCUCUCCUUCCUCCCUUCCACCAAUCACAAUGACAGACCCUACGCCUCCCGCGCUCGACAGUCUCUCCCUGGCAGACAAGGCCCCUGCUGCCGAAGAAAAUCCCCGAGACGCCGCCGAACAGCCCAAGCCCGCCGCCUCACCGCCCGCAGGCACGCCCGUUGAUGACGCCCAAAGCUCAUCCGCCUCGCCCUCCCAGCGCCCGCCGUCCAUACAGGCAAAUGACAAGGCCCCGGGUACAUCGUCUCCGGCUGCCAGGCCGCAAGCACAGCAUGUCCCUGCAUCGGCACCCACCGUCCCUUCCGCCAACCCCGUCCGUCCGCAGCCUGGCGCCCGGCCUGGAGUGGCGAGGGGUAUGCCUGCGCCAAUGGGGAUGCGGGCGCAGGCAGUUCGAGGCGCUGGCGGGCCCCAGAUGCAGACCAAGAUGCUGCCCAGUUUACAGGCUAAAAUGGACAAGAUCGCCGCGUCCCGUCAAGGCCCGCCUCCCUCCUCCGGCAUGCAUGAUCCGAAUGCCACGUCCAUGGGCGCCCUCUUGCGCUCCCAAGCCCUCCGGGCGCCCGGCACAUCGCAAGCUCCUCCUGGCCCCGGGCCGGCUUCAGGUCCUUUCGGUCUCGCCGCUCGGCGCGCAGCUGCUGGAGGUCCUCCCAGACCGAAUUUGGGUAUGAUGGGUAUGGGGGCAAGUGCGCCGAGUGCGGUCGGACGAGGACCAGGUCUGGCGGGCAGACGGGGACCCCCGGGAGGAUUGACACUGAGUGGGAUGAAGGGUGCGAUCAAGGACGAUGGGAACAAGUUUUCAGACUUUCAGGGUGUCAUGGACCCUUCCGGAUCGCUGAGAUUCUCAAAGAAGGCCGUCCUGCAUGCAAAGGGCGUGGACUUUGACGAUGGGCAGAGUUUCAAGAUCAACAUGGAUGAGAUCGAGGUGCUCGGAGAACUAGGAAAGGGCAAUUACGGUUCUGUCCACAAGGUCUUCCACCGUCCGACAGGCGUCACCAUGGCCAUGAAGGAAAUCCGGUUAGAACUUGAUGAUUCCAAGCUCAACGGCAUCAUUAUGGAACUCGACAUUCUACACCGGGCCGUCGCUCCCGAAAUAGUCGAAUUCUACGGUGCAUUCACCAUUGAAUCCUGCGUCUACUACUGUAUGGAGUACAUGGAUGCCGGCUCACUCGAUUCCCUCACUGGUGGCGGUGUGGCAGCCAAAGAUCAGACAAAGGAGGAAGAAGACGAUGCGACAGAGCGAGUGCCAGAGGAUGUAUUGAGGAGGAUUACAGCGAGAAUCGUAAAAGGGUUGAGAUUCUUGAAGGAUGAGUUGCAGAUCAUCCAUCGAGACGUCAAACCCACAAAUGUGUUGAUCAAUGGCAAGGGAGAGGUCAAGAUGUGUGACUUUGGUGUCUCAGGUCAGCUCGAAAAGAGUUUGGCCAAGACUAAUAUCGGUUGCCAAUCCUACAUGGCUCCCGAACGUAUCAAGUCGGAAACAGCCAACCAAAAUCCUACUUACACUGUCUCCUCAGACGUCUGGUCGGUCGGUCUGUCCAUUGUCGAGCUUGCCAAAGGAUGUUACCCCUACCCACCGGAAACGUAUGCGAAUGUGUUUGCGCAGUUGCAGGCGAUUGUACAUGGCACUCCGCCAACGUUGCCCCCUGGGUACAGCGAUGACGCGAACGAUUUCGUUGCCAAGUGUCUUGAGAAGGAUCCCAACCGACGACCGACUUAUGCUCAGCUCUUAGAACAUCCUUUCUUGGUAGCGGACAAGGGCGCAGAAGUCGACAUGGUUGGAUGGGUGGAAGGGGCGUUGAAGCGUAAGGCGGAGAGAGGAAUUGCGAGCCUGAAUCCUAUCCAAACACCUGCCCCUCUGGAACCAUAAUCGGUCUCCCCUUUCCACGCUCGCCCUUCCUUAAAUCCUGCAAAAGCAACGCACUUGGGUGCAUCAUUGAACAACUCUCUCAAUCCCUUUUCCACGAACUCUCACGGCAUAGAUACAAUCAUUUUUUUUUUCAAAACGUCCAAAAAUUUCUCGCAAAGAAAGUCUUUUUAAUCGUCCUCUUACCGCUAGUCGGCUUGUAAACUUCCAUCAAAAUCUUCUCUGGAUCGUCUUCCAAACUCUAUAUCGACAUUUGACCAAACCUUCACCAACUGCCAGACUCAAAGCAACCCAUAUACCCGGCACUUUUUUUUCCAUCCAUUUCCAUCAACCCCGCGCUUUUCGAGUCUUUUCAUGAUCUAUUAAUUACUCCCUUUUCUUUUCGAUCAAUCAACAUACUUUUACAGAGUAAAAACUAUUUUCAUUGUGCCAUGGGGAUUUCAUGUUUCAAAAAUUUCAGUUUCUUCAUAGAGGUCAUGAUUUGGUUAUCAUUUUUAAAAUAGGGAAGUCAAGGUUCUUUUCAUCUUUUUCUUCUAUUCCUGUCUUUCGAAUAUUUCUUUCUUUCUUUUCUAUAUACAAGGCAACUAGGGAUACACACAGUACAUAUAUGGGAGGGAUUAUUAUAUGAUCGCGUAUUUUAUUGGUCUAUCUAUGUUUUAAGAAGCGUUGGUAGGCCAGCACAAGUCUAUAGAUUAAUGACAUUUGCAAUGCACAUCAGUCAUAGAAAACGA
This is a messenger RNA of Cryptococcus deneoformans JEC21, 3040 nucleotides long. RefSeq names its product MAP kinase kinase, putative. Gene Ontology annotation, biological process: MAPK cascade; cellular hyperosmotic response; protein phosphorylation. Lineage: Eukaryota; Fungi; Basidiomycota; Tremellomycetes; Tremellales; Cryptococcaceae. The record is from RefSeq and is a predicted model, not a curated record. Bases 483 to 2312 code for a protein of 609 amino acids. The transcript is spliced from 7 exons. Gene Ontology annotation, molecular function: ATP binding; MAP kinase kinase activity.